This is a messenger RNA of Hepatospora eriocheir, 1239 nucleotides long. Lineage: Eukaryota; Fungi; Microsporidia; Hepatosporidae. The record is from the annotation of a GenBank genome assembly.
AUGAAAUUAAAGUAUAGCCACAUUAUCUAUUUGUCCUUUCUAGUAUCAAUUUCAAUCUUAUUUUAUGAGUUUUUUUCAAUCACUUAUUUCCAUAAACAUUUAAUUGAUAAAACUAAAGGAUUGAAAAAUAAUUCAGCUACAAAAAAAUUAGCAAAUAAAGACAAAGAAUAUAUUCCUUCUCAGAGAAAAGCAACCAAAUCAAGAGCUCGAAAAGUAAAAGGUGAAAUAUUUUCAAUGAUAGGAUUAGGAAUAUUAGCUUAUGUCUUUUUUAAUGUAAGAAUAAGAUCCAAAUUGAUGCAUCUGUGUGACAGACGUUUAACAAUUAUUCCAACAGAUAGUGAUGUUGUUGAAAGAAAAGAACUUAAUUUUGUCUGCUUGUUUAUCACACUUUCAUUGGCGAUAAUUUAUAAAAACAACUUAUUUUCCAUUUUUGGAAUAGAAGUAUCAGGACCACUCUUUAACAUAACCUGUUAUAUUUUUCUAUUCUCGAUACUUCUUCCUUUUAUAAUUAUACUAAUCUAUAAUUUAAUGACAAUUUUUAGAGUAAAUAUAAUCUUUGCAUUUUACCUGGCAUUCAUUAUAAAAGGUUGUUGUGAAUUCUUCAUACAAGAAGAUAUUGAUCUUAGUGAAUUUAAAAAAGUUAACAUUAAAGAAUUUUCACCCAAAGUUGUAGACUUUUUGAAAAGCAGGGGAUUAGAAAAUAGUGUUUAUAAAGAGAAAAAACCAUCAGAUUCAAUAAAUGCAGCUCUAGUAGGCUGGGGAGAAUAUGAACACAUAGAAAUAUAUGGUGAUCAUAAUGAUUUUACUAAUAAGGAAUUUGAAUCAGUUUUGAUGCAUGAAAUAGGUCAUUCUAAAGACUAUUCCUUAUUUAAAAAAGCAAUUGUUCUAUUGCUAAUGAAAUUAGCUGAAUUGGCUACUGUGACUUUUAUAUUUUUAAAACUGCCACGUGGUUAUAAAGACGAGCACAUGUCUGACAUUGGUUGUUUCUUGAUUUUACUAAAACUUUACAGCGCAUUGAUUAACAGAUAUUACUCUGUAUUUCAUAAACUUUCUAGCCAGAAUGCUGAAAUAAAUGCAGAUUUGAUUGCUAAGAGACAAGGAUUUGGAAUAGAAUUAGGCAAAGUUUUAUUUUCAAUAACAAUACACUCAAAUGAAUUAUUGAAGUCAACCUGGCUAUACAAUGCUUUUAGUAGCUACCACCCAACUAUAUAUUCAAGAGUUGAGUAUCUAUCUUCAUAA